Messenger RNA from Brugia malayi, 654 nucleotides. RefSeq lists its product as uncharacterized. The transcript has 2 exons. Lineage: Eukaryota; Metazoa; Nematoda; Chromadorea; Rhabditida; Onchocercidae. The coding region runs from base 1 to 654 and encodes 217 amino acids. The record is from RefSeq and is a predicted model, not a curated record.
AUGGGUGGGUUAUGUGACUUGGAUGACUGUAAGAUGGGUGGGUUAUGUGACUUGGAUGACUGUAUGAUGGGUGGGUUAUGUGACUUGGAUGACUGUAUGAUGGGUGGGUUAUGUGACUUGGAUGACUGUAGGAUGGGUGGGUUAUGUGACUUGGAUGACUGUAAGAUGUGUGGGUUAUGUGACUUGGAUGACUGUAAGAUGGGUGGGUUAUGUGACUUGGAUGACUGUAAGAUGGGUGGGUUAUGUGACUUGGAUGACUAUGGUGGGUUAUGUGACUUGGAUGACUGUAAGAUGGGUGGGUUAUGUGACUUGGAUGACUGUAAGAUGGGUGGGUUAUGUGACUUGGAUGACUGUAAGAUGGGUGGGUUAUGUGACUUGGAUGACUGUAAGAUGGGUGGGUUAUGUGACUUGGAUGACUGUAAGAUGGGUGGGUUAUGUGACUUGGAUGACUGUAGGAUGGGUGGGUUAUGUGACUUGGAUGACUGUAAGAUGGGUGGGUUAUGUGACUUGGAUGACUGUAAGAUGGGUGGGUUAUGUGACUUGGAUGACUGUAAGAUGGGUGGGUUAUGUGACUUGGAUGACUGUAAGAUAUUAAAUAGUGGUUUUAUCAUAAUUAUAAGACUUUGUGUCACCUUCUUUUUACUGAAAACAUAG